Molecule: messenger RNA, 3365 nt
Organism: Ostrea edulis (European flat oyster)
Lineage: Eukaryota; Metazoa; Mollusca; Bivalvia; Ostreida; Ostreidae
Product: scaffold attachment factor B2-like
Exons: 20
Coding region: 41-3187 (1048 amino acids)
Biological process (GO): regulation of transcription by RNA polymerase II; regulation of mRNA processing
Cellular component (GO): nucleus
Molecular function (GO): RNA binding; sequence-specific DNA binding
Source: RefSeq, a predicted model, not a curated record
AUCGAUUUAGCGAUCGUCAUCCGGGGAUUUUAGAAGGCCAAUGAUGGCGACUGAAAAUACGCCUCGAAAACUUGCAGAUUUGCGUGUUGUUGAUUUACGCCAGGAAUUAGAGAAAAGAGGUUUAGAUAAAACUGGAGUGAAAGCUGUAUUAACAGAGAGAUUGCAAAAGGCAUUGGAAGAGGAGGGGCAGAACCCUGAAGAAUUUGAUUUUGAAUCUACAGCCACACCUAAAAAAGGAGGAACUGCUAAAGUCAUUGAUAAAUCGGAGGAUAAAGAUGAAAUUCAGGAAAAGGAAGGUGAAGAUGAAGAGUUGGAUGAAUCUUUACUGACCUCAGAGGACGGCAAAGUAGAGAAUAUUGAUGACAUAGCUAUUGAUGAUAACAAACUUCUGGAGGAUGCACCAGACACAACAGAACCUAUGGAGACUGAUGUCAAACCUUCCAGUGAAGAAGCUGAAGUCAAGCAGGAUUCUGGAGUUGCUGUAGAAGCCACAUCAGAAUUGAAACAGGAAGAGGAAUCUGAGACAGCUAAAAAUGAUGGUACCCCGGAGCCAGCAACUGACAGCAAAAUUAAUGUUCCAGCUGCUCAGUCUACACCUAGUGUUGAAGUGGAGGUCAAAAACGAAAGCCAAGAAGUAACUCCUAAAUCUUCUGAAGCAAAGAAAGAAUCUCCCAACAGUGAAGCGGCACAGACUGACGUAAGCACCAAGCCGGAGACGUCAAAUCAAUCCAACUCAGAAGAAUCUGCUCCGGCCACCUCCAGUGUUACGUCGAGUGUUCCAGAGACUGCUCAAGAGGAGAAAAAAACUGCUCCAGACACAACACAGAAUCCAGAGGAGCCCGAACCUUUAGAUGUUCAUGUGGACGACACACAAAAUGACCUAGAUUCUGAUAUUCUUGAAAGUAAAGCUCUUAAAUCUAAUAGUAAAGAAGUAACAGCUCAGAGUAGUGAGGCAAUGGAGACAUCUGGAGGUGAAGGAGCCCCAAGCAGUUCUACCGUCGCAAGCUCAGAGAGUAACCAGGAAAGUUCAGGUACUGAAAAGGUCGACGCUUCCAAAACUACCGAAGCCGAUUCUACGCUCUCUUCCACCACCACCACCACCACCCCCAGGCCUGGAGAAAAGACGGAAGACAGCAAGUCCAAAAGUACUGACACCAAGGAGCCGAAAAAGGAUGAUAAAGGAAAAGGCACCUCUGGUAGGAAUCUCUGGGUCAGUGGACUCUCGUCAUCGACUCGGGCGACGGAUCUGAAAUCCUUAUUCAGCAAAUAUGGGAAGGUGGUGGGGGCUAAGGUCGUGACCAAUGCUAGGAGUCCGGGGUCCAGGUGCUAUGGAUUUGUCACCAUGUCUACAGCUGACGAGGCAUCCAAGUGCAUCCAACAUCUACAUCGCACAGAACUCCAUGGGAAAAUGAUCUCCGUAGAGAGGGCUAAAAAUGAGCCAGGGGCACAAGCAAAGGCACUGGCUAGUACUCCUAAUGGGAGCCCAACAAGUCGUGGGACGAAAACUGAUGACAAAAAGGCACCCCCAGUGAAACGGGAUGAUAGAGGUAAGAGAGAUGACAAGAAACCAGUGGAGAAGAAGGAUGAAAAGAAAGAUGUGAAAAAGGAUGAUAAAACACCAACAAAGAAGGAGGACAAGAAGGACAGUGGCAAGAAAGACUCGCACUCUGCCAGAAAAACCACUCCUAAAAAGGCUGAUGACAAGUCAAGAACGGUGGUGAUGGACAAAGAGAAAGGAGAACCAGUGGUUGUUGUCAAGGAAGAGGAAGCGAAAGAGGCCAAGGAAGGAGCACCUGUGGUAAGGGCUAAGUCUACCACGUCCACUCACUCCAAGGACAAGACUGACCACAAAAAGGAGGAGAAAAAAGACCUCCUAUCAUUUGAUAAGAUCAAGGAGGAAAGAGAGAGGGAGAGAUUGCGUCAGCGGGAACGUAGAAUGAGGGAGGAAGAAAGGAAGAAACGAUGGGAGAUUGAGCAGGAGAAGAAAAGACAGAGAGAUGUUCACAUGAAACAAAGAGCUGAAGCAAUACGCCUGGCACGAGAAAGGGAAAAACUAAGGAGGGACAGGGACCAGUUGGAGAAGGAGAAAUUAGAGCUGCAGAGGCUGGAGAAACUGAGGCUGGAGCAGAUCGAAAGAGACCGACUGGAACGGGAAAGGGAAGACAAGAGACGGUUAGAGCAGCUCAGGCUCGAGGCAGAACAAAUGAGAAGGAUGGCUAUGAAGAGGCCAUAUGAAUCACGCGGAGCUCGAGAGGAGUUCUGGACAGAGCCUAAGCGGCAGGCCAUCUCUGAUGCACGAUUCACCUCUAAUUCUUCAUUUACCUCAGACAGAUUAUAUGAUGAUAGCAGAGACAAUAGAAUGUCUGACAGAAGUCAAACCGCUGCCUUUGACAGGAAAGUGGAACGCUACGACAGACGUGAGGAUAGAGUGGCAGACUCCAGGGACAACCGUGGAGAUAGGUCAUUCGGAGACAGGCGAGAGCGGGACAACUUCAGCCGAGACGGCCGUCAGGAUCGAAGAAGUAAUGAGAGAUUUGAUCGUGAAAGAGAUCGAAGUAAUGUUCGUGAUGACAGAAGAGACAAUUUUCAGCGGGAUAGAUCAGACAGACGAGAUGAUCGGGACAGUGAUAGAAGAGGGGCUAGAACUCCACCUCGAGAUAGUCGAUCAGAAUGGAAGUCAGAGAGGGAGAGACAGGGAGGGAAUGACACCAGGAUGGUUGUUCGGGGCUCAAGUUCUGGUCGGGAUAAUUGGCAGGGAGGAAGUAGUGGCUCCAAUCUACAGGACGACAGAGGUCGAUCUCGUGUGGGGAUCACUCACAAUCCCGGACCAGGUCUGCUUGGUAGUGCACCAAGCUCACAAAGGAACUGGGGAAGCAGCUCUGAUAGAAGUAAAGUCGAGAGCAGCUGGUCUGCAUCCAGGCAGCAGAUGGAGAGCAGGAGCUCGGGAUCUCAGCAGCAGGAACGCUGGACCGGGGGAAGUUUAGGUCUGCAGGCUGAUGCUCGUCAGCAGACCUUUGGGACUCAGAUGGCGGGGGGUAUACUGGCCGCAGGAGUUCCUAACAUGUUGCUAACUUCCGUACCACAAGCUGCAGGAAUGGUACUGACCAAUACGUCCCUUACGAGAGGUCAAGCGGAGCCUAGAUUUGAUGCCUAUAAGAGCAUGCAGAGUCAGUUUAGAAGAUAUUGAAGAAUUAUUGUAGACUCUUUGUGCAUGAAAAACAAUUUGUGCAUGCAAAUUUUACUUUCAUUUAAUCACUGUACAUUUGAUCAUGAAAUGAUUUUAAUUCAUUGUACAUAAAAUUCAAUCCCAUUCAUACAACACAAUGUCAUUUGAAUAAAGAUUACUAUGAAAUGUUCAAUAAAAA